GACUGGUAUACUAGUAUGUUGGGGUGCAUAUUAAGAUUUGCAAUUUGGAAAUAUGACAUUUUGUGGCAUAAAAUCACAUGGGACUUUAGCAAGACGAGCUUGAAUCGCCAACUCUAUCGAAUGAGCGAAUGGUACCUCAUGUUUGCACGUUUCCCCAUUUCUCUGUGAUUCACAAUAAUUUCCUCAUAGUAUGAGAACACCGAUACAUCGUUACACCGAGAAAUGGACAAAACAUCCGCUGCUUUAUUAUCUGCGGUUUCGGGACCUUCUCCUAAUUGACAAAGAACAUAAGAAGUUAUCCAACAUGCUGAGUCGUCCCAAGAGUAAUCUAGUGGAUCCAGAUACUAGGAAACCUUGUGGGCACCCAGUUAGCACACAUCUGAUGCUGGCCCCGGCUAUGCGGGCUAAGCUGAUAUCCGAACUGGAACAUCAACACGAGAACGCGGCCACUCCAGCAAACAUGGUCACUGAGGACCCUCUAAACUACGAGGCUUAUGCCACGGAGUUAUACCGUGUGACUGAGCAGCGUGAAAAGAUACAGAAGUUGGUGGAUGAGAAGUUACCUAGAUGGGUGCACGAGAAAGAGAAAGAAGAUCGUUCUGUCGAGUAUCUAACGAACAGCGCUGCGCGUAAAUCGUCGGAGAAGAAGAAAACGUACCCGUAUUUGGAGGUAAGAGGUGUGAUAAGACUGCAGAUGGAGGCUAUCAAACAGUGUGAACAAAAUUCAGGAUCUGGCAUCUUGUGACGAUCAUGAUUCACGACAAAUGUGUGAUGUACAGCCCUAUCAGCCAGUGACCCCGCAAAUUCUCUGUAUCUCUCUACAAAUACAUGAGAACAUGAAAUAGACGAUUUAUUGGCGCCUGAUUCUAUUCAAGUUUAUCAGACGCAAACAAUGAACUAACCUCAGUUUCUGCGAUUA
Molecule: messenger RNA, 919 nt
Organism: Bolinopsis microptera
Lineage: Eukaryota; Metazoa; Ctenophora; Tentaculata; Lobata; Bolinopsidae
Exons: 4
Coding region: 191-745 (184 amino acids)
Source: RefSeq, a predicted model, not a curated record